Rhizophagus irregularis DAOM 181602=DAOM 197198 is the source of this 657-nucleotide messenger RNA. RefSeq lists its product as uncharacterized. The record is from RefSeq and is a predicted model, not a curated record. NCBI's taxonomy places the organism in Eukaryota, Fungi, Glomeromycota, Glomeromycetes, Glomerales, Glomeraceae.
AUGAAUACAAAUAACCAAACUUCUCAUGGUUAUUCUGAUUUACCAAUAUAUCAGACUGGAAAUAAUUUUGCACCUUCACAUUUUCUUGAUAAUAAUAACAAUGACCAACGCACUUCCAUUAACAAUGUAGGGAUGUCUAAUACUUUCAUCAUUAAUACUAUAACUCCCACACUUCAAAACGAUACAUUUGAAUUUUACUUUCCUUUACAUGAUAACGAUACACGCAUUUAUUACAUUACAUAUACCGAAUUACAUCCAUUAGAAAUUGCGCAAUUCUUGAAUAAUAGAGUAAAUUUAUCUUGUAUUCCCGAUCAUCAGUUUCCACAACAUUAUAAUAUUCAAUCUUUAAUUCGACAACAGAUUCAGCAACAAGUCCAACAACCCGUUUAUCAACAAAAUAGUGUUCAACAACAAUCUUUUGAUACUAUUAUUCAACCUACGCAACAGUCUCAAUUUCCUCAGCAAAUUCAAUCGCAACAAUCUCAAUUUCCUCAACAAAUUCAAUCGCAACAAUCUCAAUCUCCUCAACAAAUUCAAUCGCAACGAACUUACCAAGUAUAUUCAGAUAAUAAUAACGCUUAUAAUAAUUUUUUAAAUUCAGUAAACGGAACUAUUUCUGAUAAUAUUCAAGAUACAAGAUUUCAGAAUUCUUCCUAA